Messenger RNA from Onychomys torridus (southern grasshopper mouse), 1098 nucleotides. Its product is annotated as smad nuclear interacting protein 1-like. Lineage: Eukaryota; Metazoa; Chordata; Mammalia; Rodentia; Cricetidae. The record is from RefSeq and is a predicted model, not a curated record. Gene Ontology annotation, biological process: miRNA processing. Gene Ontology annotation, molecular function: protein binding; mRNA binding. Gene Ontology annotation, cellular component: nucleus.
AUGCAAGCGGCUCUCAGGAUGAUGGCCAAGCAGGAGCGAAGCUGGUGGAGGCUACACCCUACAGAGGACGCGCUGGCGACCCUGGAGGUGAAGCAGGAGCCUCUGAGCCCUGAACCUGUCGACGCCCCAGCCUCUGCUAGCUGGAGCCGGUCCCCAGGCAAAAGGAAACACAAGUCCUCAGGGAGAAGAAGCGAGUCUCCACGGACCAAGAGAAGCCGGAGUUCCCACUACUCCUCGGUCAGAGUGAAGCAGGAACGUGAGGACCAUGCACGGAGAGGUCGAGAGCAACACCAGCCCCGGAAGCCAUCAGAACCGUGCCAGGGCAGAACUGGGAAGAGAGAGCGAGACCAGCACUCCAGUCGUUCCCACCAAAGGAGGAGCUGGGAUGAGAGGACUGUCAGUGGGCAGGGUCGGGAUGGAGACAGCCAGGAUCUGCAGGCCCAGGAAGAAGAGAGGAACUUUCAGGAUGCCAGGCGCCUCUGCCAGGAGCAUCGCCAGCAGAAGGAAGGUGCUGGUGGUGAGGCUCAGGAGGUGAUCCCUCGCCCUGCUGGUAACAGAAGUAAAGAGGUGUCUAUUAAAGAAAAACCAAGCCUUGAACUUUCUGGGGCACUUCUUGAGGACACCAAUACCUUCCGGGGUGUGGUCAUUAAGUACAACGAACCCCCAGAGGCCCGGAUCCCAAAAAAACGGUGGCGUCUGUACCCCUUUAAAAAUGAGGACAUGCUUCCGGUCAUGUACAUCCACAGGCAGAGUGCUUACCUUCUGGGUCGGGAUCGCCUCAUCGCCGACAUUCCCAUCGACCAUCCCUCUUGCUCAAAGCAGCAUGCAGUCUUCCAGUACCGGCUUGUGGAGCACAGGCGUGCCGACGGCACAGCUGGACGGACGGUGAAGCCCUACAUCAUUGACCUGGGCUCAAGCAAUGGAACCUUCUUGAACCACGCGCGUAUUGAGCCACAGAGAUACUACGAACUGAAGGAAAAGGAUGUCCUUAAAUUUGGGUUCAGCAGCAGAGAAUAUGUCUUGCUCCAUGAGUCUUCAGACACCUCUGAAGCAGACAGAAAGGAAGAGGAAGAGGAGGAAAUGGUGUCUGACAGCUAG